CCGGGACGAAGCCCGGGAGCGAUCAGCUGGUGUUAAAGGGGUCGCGACGCUGGACUCGCGGCUGGGGCUGACUCGCCCACCUGCAAAGUUGCAAUGGAUAAGAUCCUCGAGGCCAUCCUGAUGUCUUCUUACCCUGACCACAUGAAACAAGGGCUGGUCAGGAGAGUCGUCGAGGCUUCGAAGCAGUCCAUGGACAGUGAGCAGUGCUGGUCAAUGCUUGAGCUUUCUACGAAGCUCUUCCUGGUGGGUGACACCAAGUUCAAGAGGUCGGUCGGCAAAGAGGUCCUGGAAGCCUUUGGGCUUUAUCACCAGGAAGCUUUUGAGGAGUUCUUCAACGUCCGUUUCCUCCUCAGCCUCCUGCAGGAGGGAUACGGCCCUCUUGGGAAAAGAAGCCUUUAUGUCUUUGAUUAUAUCCACCUGGGGUUGCCAUUCAUUCUGGGGAGUCCCUUGGUCGACGACAUUUUCAGCCUGCUGAGGACAGAGGUUCUCCGUAAGGUCUGCGAGAAGCCGGGGCUUAAGCAGUGCGUGAAGAUCUGCAAGCUCUUAACACAGUACCCGCAGUGUAUCCCCACAGGCAAAUGCCAAGCCCUCUUCUGUCAGCAGCUCAUACGAUGUAUCGGGCAAUUCCACCCUGUCUCAGGCCGAGAAGAGGCCAUCGUGGACUUCCUAGACCAUGUGAUCAAAGUUGGCCUCUUGCUGCAGAAGAUCUGGAAGACUCAGAUGGCCUCCAUCCUCCCAUCCUUGAAAGAACUCUUUGCAAUCAUUUCGUCCACAGAAGACCAGUAUGCACCAUCCAUUGCCUUGGCCAGUGUGGUCCAGUACGUUCCGCUGGAGCUCAUGGACGGGAUCUUAAGAAACCUCACCAAUGAUGACAGCAUAACAGAUGUGCAGAUGAUGAUGGCUAUUGGAAGGAUGAUUGAAUGGGUCUCCUGGCCUCUGGGGAAGAACAUAGACAAAUGGAUCAUAGCGUUGCUGAAGGGCCUGGCUGCAGUGAAGAAGUUUAGCAUCUUGAUCGAAGUCACCCUGUCCAAGAUCGAGAAGGUGUUUUCCAAGUUGCUCUAUCCUAUUCUGAGAGAAGGAGCGCUCUCAGUUCUGCGUUACAUGCUGCUCAGCUUCCAACAUUCUCAUGAGGCAUUUCAUUUGCUGCUUUCGCAUAUCCCCAGAGUGGUGGCUGCCCUCCACAAGGAGAAUUCCAAUUCGGCAGUGAGCUGCUUGGAGCAACUGGCUGAGCUGAUCCACUGCAUGUUCUUCCGCUUCUCAGGAUUCCCGGAUCUUUAUGAACCUGUCGUGGAGGCCAUAAAAGCGCUUCCAAUUCCCAAUGAAGACCGAAUCAAACACCUGCUUGGGCAGAAUGCCUGGACCUCCCAGAAGAAUGAAUUAGCCAGCUUUUAUCCCCGUCUGGUUUCCAAGUCUGAAACAGGGAAAAUCGGGUUAAUUAACCUAGGAAACACCUGCUACAUGAACAGCAUCAUCCAAGCUCUCUUCAUGGCCUCGGAUUUCAGGCGUUCAGUGCUGAAUCUAGCCGAGAACAAUUCCCAGCCUCUGAUGGCUAAGCUGCAAUGGCUCUUUGCCUUCCUCGAGCACAGUCAGCGCCCUGCCAUCUCACCUGAAAGCUUUUUUUCGGCUUCAUGGCCUCCCUGGUUCACCCGGGGAGCUCAGCAGGACUGCUCUGAAUACCUCAAAUACCUGCUCGAUCGGCUGCAUGAAGAAGAGAGGACAGGAAGAAGAAUUUACCAAAAACUCAAGGAGUCCACGCCAAUGCCUCAAGCUGAGCGACAGAAUGCCGCAAACAAGACGUUAGUUGAAAAAAUGUUUGGGGGCAAAAUUAAGACAAAAAUUCGUUGUCUGAAGUGCCUAAAAGUCUCCUCCAGGGAAGAACCCUUCACAGACCUCUCCUUGGCUUUCCCACCAGGUGACAGCCAGGUGCCUGUAGCCCCUAGAAGUACCUCAGUUUUACCUGUAGAAGUAAUGGGUCCACAGACCAUUCAGCAAAGCGUAGAAGUGCAAAGCAGGCUGAGUAACUCACCAAGGAGAUCAGGGGCACACAUGCCACCAGUAGAGAAUCCUUCUCAAGUGUUGCCGAUUGAAACUUUGCGACCAGAAGGUCAACCGACACCUUUCUCUUCGAGAUCUGAACAAGAUGCCUUUCGUGUGAAGCCUGAUGCAGAUUCAGCACCGGCUUGGCAGAAGCCAGUUUGCGGUCCUGAGGGUUCCAGAUCCGUCCCCGACUUGAUCAAUUAUUUCUUAUCCCCCGAGACACUGACAGCAGAGAACCGGUAUCACUGUGAAAACUGCGCUUCCCUCCAAGAUGCGGAGAAGCUGGCCGAGCUGACCGAGGGGCCUCACUACCUCAUCCUCACCCUCCUGCGGUUCUCCUUCGACCUCCGAGCCAUGCGGAGGAAGAAGAUCCUCGACAACGUCUCCGUCCCGCUGGUGUUGAAGCUGCCCAUCCUGACAUCCUCGGAGGAGUGGAGCAGUGCCUCUCCAGGCAGGAACGGCAGGCGAGCCUCGUCACGCAAGGGCUUUGCUUCCAUUGUGUAUGACCUUUGCAGUGUGGUGGUACACUCCGGCGUCUCCUCGGAGAGUGGCCACUACUAUUGCUACGCCAGGGAGUGUGAAGAUGCUACCAGUGAGUGUGAGCUCACGGACGCCUCGCUGAACAUCACCCUGGAGAAGCCGCCAGAUGUUGCCAUCCAGUGGUACCUUUUCAACGACACAAGGGUCUCUUUCUCGUCGUUUGAGUCGGUCAGCAAUGUGACCUCCUUCUUGCCCAAGGACACGGCUUAUCUGCUCUUCUACAGGCAGAGGAUGACUCAGUCAAAAAGCAUGGCCGAGGCUCCGGCAGAAUCUGCCUGGGUAAACGGAGACUUGCAUUCUCCAGAUAAAAGCCUGAUGGAAGCCAUCGCAAAAGACAACAUUCUCUACUUGCAGGAGCAGGAAAAGGAAGCUAGAAGCCGAAGUGCCUACAUUUCCGCCUUGCCCAAGUCCCCUUUGUGGUGGAAGGACUUCGAGGGGGAUGAUGACGAAGGGUCCUCGGGGGGUUGCGGGCACGACCCCGGCGGAGGAGGGUCAAGCUCUUUCCACGGACUCGUCUUCUAGCAGGACCACAUUUCUCAAACCCCAAUGAACAGACCACACCGUACCUGUCACGCAAGACUCCACCACCCUCGUCCCCUUGACCUCUCCCAUCCCCAGAAUACGGGGAGAACACUUAGAGUGGCAGACAGUGCUACAACACAGUCCGACCCUCGACCCCACUCCUCUCUAGAUCUCAGAAUGGUAGCUUUCCGUUGGGGCGCUAGAAAGCCGAUUCCCCACAGAACUGUACUUCCUAGGUUUGCUUAUAGGAGGAAGGCAGAAUGCUGUCCAACGUAGUUUGUAGAGUAUUGAACUAUACCAAUCGGAUUCCACACUCCUUGUAGAAGCAUUGGAAAUCCUUCUGGGACAUCCCUCCACGGCCGUUCUUUUCUGUCAAUACCCAGAGCUGGGUUUUGUCGAUAACGUAAGGAAAUUUCUUCCAGCAAUUUCUUCCUCUGUCAUUGGGUGCUUUUCCAGCACGAAGGAUGAAAGUUGCAAGGAGCUGCAUCUUUGUGCCAGCUGGAAUUGCUGUUCUGCGUGGAUGUUUCAUGUGAAACGAGAUGGAGGGAACCAGGAGCUUUGCUGGGCCAAAGCAAUGUGGGGAUUUAUUUUGGUGAAAGGGUGAAGAAGUUACGCAGUUAACAGGUCUGGCUUUGGAUAUUUGGUCGUAGGUCGACAACAUGCGCCCUGUGAACCGCAGGUGGUCCCUCCGGCCUACCAUCACUGCAGCCCACAAUUUGCCAAAGCAGCAAGCACCAAAACAAGCAGUUUUCUGCCAGUUUUCUGUGGGAAGCUGCCGAGUGGUGCAAUAGCCCAGUUUAGCGGGAGGAUGAGCUAAACUCACCUUUUUAACGGCCCUGCACCAGUGUGCUACUAAGGUUCCCCAUUGGUUUAUUUUUGCUGCCGCCACCAGUUUUCACGGAGUGCUGCUGCAGCUCCCGAAGCUCCUCAGAUGCUCCUGAGCUGUCCAUUCUUUCUUUCGAUAUGAAAAUGGUACCUUUGCCCAAGCUUCUCCUCCAUGCCUGUGGCGGGUCUUACAGCUCCUUUCUCAUCUCUCCAGCUUUGCUGUGUGGCUCAUCAGAGCCCCAGGGAGUCCUCUUCUCCCAGUGAUCACAGUGCUAGGAAGGGUAAGGAGCUUCUGUCCAGCGCUGGCCUGGGCAGCCACAUUGUGGUGGUCUUGUGUGGCACCUUCUCCCUGGAGUUCUUUCAAGGAAUCUCAGCAUCGAGACUGGCACUCCUGGCUGAGUUGCUCGUUUUCCCAGUCCACAUUUUGUCAUCUCUGAAUUAUGUAAUGGCAAAGGUUGGUCACUUAUAUCUGUCGAUCUAUCGCUGAUUAAAAAACCCCGUGGCUGUACCC
Molecule: messenger RNA, 4435 nt
Organism: Varanus komodoensis (Komodo dragon)
Lineage: Eukaryota; Metazoa; Chordata; Lepidosauria; Squamata; Varanidae
Gene: USP35
Product: ubiquitin specific peptidase 35
Exons: 11
Coding region: 94-3099 (1001 amino acids)
Biological process (GO): protein deubiquitination
Cellular component (GO): cytosol; nucleus
Molecular function (GO): cysteine-type deubiquitinase activity; cysteine-type endopeptidase activity
Source: RefSeq, a predicted model, not a curated record